UAUGAAUCAAAAUAAGAAUGUAAUGCUGUGCUUCAGAAACUAUAAAAAGCCAGAUAAAAUAAUGCCAAAAUUUGCCAAGAACAAUCAUAAAACAAAUGGAGUGGUUUGUGUUAGAAGAUAUUUUUUAGAUAGUUUUGCAUUCCAAAAUUCAUGAAUGAAGAAAUUUAAAUUAAUCCUUUAGCUUCGAAUUAUUUAAGACUGGAAUUGCUAGAGAACAGACUAAUAAAAUGAGUUAGUUAAUUAUUUCUCAAAAAU
Messenger RNA from Paramecium octaurelia, 255 nucleotides. NCBI's taxonomy places the organism in Eukaryota, Ciliophora, Oligohymenophorea, Peniculida, Parameciidae. The record is from the annotation of a GenBank genome assembly.